Medioppia subpectinata is the source of this 483-nucleotide messenger RNA. The record is from the annotation of a GenBank genome assembly. NCBI's taxonomy places the organism in Eukaryota, Metazoa, Arthropoda, Arachnida, Sarcoptiformes, Oppiidae.
AUGCUUCCGGUCAAAUGGAUGCCUCCCGAAGCCUUCUUAGACGGCAUAUUCACAUCAAAAACAGACGUUUGGUCUUUUGGUGUGUUAUUAUGGGAGGUGUUCUCAAUGGGAUAUAUGCCAUAUCCCGGUCGGGGUAACCAAGAAGUCAUGCAAAUGGUGACAGCGGGCGGCAGACUGGAGGCGCCCAACCCUUCAACACCCCCUCAAGUAUACGCUAUAAUGACUCAGUGCUGGAGUCCUGCGCCCGACGGACGGCCCUCUUUUGCUACAAUCAUCGAAAGACUGGGCUAUUGUCUGCAAGACCCCGAUGUCCUCAAUGUUAAACUCCCAAUCUUUCAAAGGGCGCCUUCAAUGGAAAGAGAUAUGACCUUGAUGCGUCCACCGCCAGAUGCGACCGAUUAUUUGGUGCCAAACAAUGUCUGCUCGAACUCUAACUCCAAUUAUAGUAUGAGUACUGAGAAGACGGAACUCCUGUCUCCGGAC